AAAAUAGUAAAGUUUCCAACUUUCUAUUUUGUCAAACAGAAAGUCAAUACAAUUACUUGAUAAUUUUUAUCAAAUAGUAUCAAAUCCAAUUUUUAAAAAUGUUUCAAGAACCUGACUACAGAGAAAACCUAUCAUUGAUGUUAUCAGAGGUUUUACAUGAUAUUGGUGUCAAUGAAAGAAUGGUGAUGAGAAGGAGAAGACAUUGCAUGCUAAGAGAGACUAUGAGGAUUAUCAGGUGCAGGUUAACUGAUAACAAUGUGACUACAUAUUAUCUAGGGAGUCAAAGUGAAGGUACAACUACUAAAGGACUUGAUUCAGACCUUGAUUCACUACUCUUAAAUCAUGAUUGCAAUAUAAUACAAGACUGGUCAGAGUGGGAAUGUGGCAAGGAAAACUAUCUCAUGAUACAGGAUGAGAACACUACCCCUGGUUAUUGUUUCCUACAACUGCUUCUAUCUGAUGAACCUAUUCCUGCCACUGUCAUUCCUGAUGAACACCAUAUAAAUGAUAGAAGUGGACGAAUUUUGUUGAAAAACACAAGCUUUAAUGAUUUAAUUCAGGGUGCUGUAAAUCACGGACCAUCAAAUGCUACCCAAGGACAACAUGGAUUCUGUGAUAGUGACCAUGUGUUAGCUUAUCCUUGUAAAUCAUGGCCUCAAUCAGCAUCAGGUUGGUUAGAGAGACAAGGUAUUGGUAGAUGGCCAACACAAGACAUGAAAAGUUACGCAGCCUAUACUGAAUGUUUUGUUGUUCCAACUGGAAGUAAGGUUAGUGAAUAUCCAGAACUGGAAUGGAGAAUAUCUACAUCCCUGGCAGAAAGGUGCCUUAUACUUAAUCUAAAUAUAACACAAAUAAGGUGCUAUGUAUUACUGAAAAUGAUUCUGAAAUCCCUCCUUAAUCCUCAAGAUGAAAUCAAUGUAUCAAGUUUCAUGUGUAAAACAGUACUAUUACAUUGUAUAGAACACACAGAGCAAAGUAUAUGGAAAAACAACAAUUUAUUAACAUGUUUAACAUAUUGCUUACUGGAAUUACACACCUGUGUACAGAAUGACUGUUGUUCACAUUUCAUUAUCGAAGAAAACAAUUUGAUGGCAGGGCAAUUUACAUCUGAAAAGAAACUUGAACUUUCAAAAACUAUAACUGAAUUGAUACAGAGUGAUGGAAACGGGUUACUUAGAAUAAAUAUCGAUGAUCUUGGUCAAAGACUGCAGGUUAAACUGAACAUGGUACUACAUGGAGACUACAAUUUUCCGACUUUACUUGAAAUACAUCAACAUAUAAUGACCGGAGGAUAUAUAAACAUUGCAGCUGGAACAAGUCAUUGUCAUAAGCUUGUUUUAAACUAUUUUAACAAUAAAAGCAUUAUGACAAUGAAGCAAUCUGUUAGUAAACUUAUGAUCUUCAGAAAUAAUGGUAAAAGAUUACAGCAGGCUGCAUUCAAGCUUCUAGCACCUUUUAUUUUUACAACAUAUGGAUCUGUUCUGGCAUCUUCCAGCAUUGGUGAAAAUAAUCAAGUGUCACCUGAAGCAUGCGUAUGGCUGUCAGCUGGUUUAAACUCUGAUAUCUCAUCUAGCAGACUUAAACUGGCUUCAGUGUUCUACAGUACAGGAGAUAUGGAGAGAGCUGAACUAAUUCUGAGACACACUGAACAACAAUAUUACUCUUAUCCUGUUUUACCUUUCUGUAACUGCUGUCGUGCAGCUCGACCAGCAGUAUCAGCAGAAUUCAUGAGGGUUUGUAGUGAGCAAAGUGAGAACUGUAUCAAACAUAUUACAGCAUUUUGUGUCAGAUUUAUACAGAAAGAGAUCAACUGUGUUCCUCGUGAACUACAAUAUGAAAUGUUCAGAUCUACACAAGAUGACAUGAUACACAGACAUCAGUUAGACUAUUGGAUGGACUGGGCUGUAGUUGACUCUUUACCUUUCCUAUACUUUCUCCAAUACAAGAUCUACAGGCACCAACAAAGGCAUCAAGAUCAACAACAAGCACUUAGUAAAUUUAUAAGAACCAUAGAAAUUGAUGAAAACCUAAGUACGCAUAGAGAAACAGCUCUUAACAUUUUAGGGCAAUGUAUGGAACAAGAAAACAAACCUCAACAAGCAUUAAAAUGCUACCUGCUUUCUUUUCAACUAAGGGCAAGAAAUAACGCAGCAAAAUUCCAUAUAUGUAAGCUCCUUUCUAGGGUAUUGGCUGGCCAAUAAAAAUUUGGUCAAAGGCAGACAGUAUUUAGACUUGAAAAUUUCUAUUGAUCAAAAUCAUAAUUCUUUUGUGUACCAAAU
Ruditapes philippinarum (Manila clam) is the source of this 2279-nucleotide messenger RNA. RefSeq lists its product as uncharacterized. Gene Ontology annotation, molecular function: protein binding. The transcript is spliced from 2 exons. NCBI's taxonomy places the organism in Eukaryota, Metazoa, Mollusca, Bivalvia, Venerida, Veneridae. The coding region runs from base 99 to 2201 and encodes 700 amino acids. The record is from RefSeq and is a predicted model, not a curated record.